Molecule: messenger RNA, 945 nt
Organism: Eublepharis macularius
Lineage: Eukaryota; Metazoa; Chordata; Lepidosauria; Squamata; Eublepharidae
Product: olfactory receptor 2D3-like
Exons: 1
Coding region: 1-945 (314 amino acids)
Biological process (GO): G protein-coupled receptor signaling pathway
Cellular component (GO): membrane
Molecular function (GO): G protein-coupled receptor activity; olfactory receptor activity
Source: RefSeq, a predicted model, not a curated record
AUGGUGACUGAGAACGUCACCUCUGUCACAGAGUUCAUCUUGCUGGGACUCUCCAACCACCGCAAGGUACAGGUUCUGCUCUUUGUGAUCAUCCUCGUCAUCUACUCGCUGACCCUUGUGGGUAAUGGAGCUGUCAUCCUUCUGGUGCAGGCUGACCCCCGCCUCCACACCCCCAUGUAUUUCUUCCUCACUCACCUUGCAGGCAUGGAGUUGUGUUAUGUCACCAGCACACUGCCACAGGCGCUGUUCAACCUUCUGUCUGGAAACAAAACCAUCUCCUUCAUAGGCUGUGCCAUUCAGAUGCACUUGAUAUUGACCCUGGGGGGCACGGAGUGUGUCCUGCUGAGUGCCAUGGCCUACGACCGCUACUUGGCCAUCUGCCACCCAUUGCUAUACACAGUCGCCAUGGGUAGGGGGCGCCAAUUGCAGCUUGCUUCGUUCUGCUGGGGAGUGGGCGUUCUCCUCGCUACCAUAAAUGUGAACUGUGCUUUUAGCCAUCCCUUCUGUGGCCCCAACCACAUCAACCACUUUGUCUGUGAGUUGCCGGCGGUGCUGAAACUGGCAUGCGCUGACACCCAUGUUACGGAAAGAGUAGUUUUUGGGACAGCUGCCAUGAUCCUCCUGGGUCCACUGUCUGUUAUUCUGACUUCUUAUGGCCUAAUUCUGUCCUCGGUAUUAAAAAUGAGGACGAAGGCGGGACGGCACAAGGCCUUCUCCACAUGUGCCUCCCACUUGAUCGUGGUGACUGUGUUCUAUGGUACUGUCAUCACUAUGUACAUGAGACCUGGGUUGGGAUCGGGUUCAGAUUUUGACAAAAAAAUUGCCAUCUUUUACAUUGUGGUCACUCCCCUACUUAACCCUAUCAUUUACACCCUGCGGAAUAAAGAUGUCCAUGGAGCGGUAACCAAGGUGCUUCAAAAACAGGGCUUUGAACAAAAAGGUUGA